UAGGAGAAUUUUGGUAGAGAAUUUUUAGUUCAUUUUUGUCAACAAGGGCUUUUAGCUAUGGGUAGAGGCAGAGGAAAAGGGAAGAAGCAAUCUGUUAUGGCUGAGGAUCCUGGAAGUGAAGAGGAUAAAGUCCCAGCUUACAGAAGAAGAGGAAGACCUCUGAAGCCACUGACUGCUGAAAUUGAAGAAGUGGAAGUAACUGAAAUUAUAGAGAAAGAUGAGGAGAAUGUCAAGGGUAAUGGCUCUACCAAUGAGUUGAAAACUCAACCUAUCACAAUAAAUAAAAGGAAAAGGAAGAGAUCUACACAGGUUAAAGAAAAGAUAGAUCCCAUGAAAGACGAUAAUGGCAUCCUAGCAAAGUCAAGCCCUGAUGAUUCAAUAAAGUCUACCGGAUUCUGGCAGAAUGGGAGCCAGCGUAAGAACAAGCCUCGCCGUGCUGCGGAGGCCGGGGUAGAUUGCAAGUAAGCAGCAAGGUUUUCAUGAAAUAUUAGCUUCAUAAUCUGGUUUGGCUAUUGGGAUUAUUGGUGGUUGAUGGGUAGAUAUGGGCCGCCGGUGUUGAAUGAGAAUGGAGGAAUCAGCUGAAGCAAAUUUGGGUUUUUGUCUGUUCAGAUGAUGAUGUAUCGGCAAAGGACUGAUUAUUGGAAAACCAAUAUUCCUAAUUCUUUAAACUUUACUUUUACUUAAAAGCACUUUCUUUUUUCAGUUUAAAUCUUAAACAAAUAAUUUAAGUCCAUGUCAUAAAGUGACAUAUACGUGUUU
Molecule: messenger RNA, 759 nt
Organism: Vigna radiata var. radiata (mung bean)
Lineage: Eukaryota; Viridiplantae; Streptophyta; Magnoliopsida; Fabales; Fabaceae
Exons: 1
Coding region: 58-465 (135 amino acids)
Source: RefSeq, a predicted model, not a curated record